UGAACGAAUAGGCUACGAGGCUGACUUGCCACACUCGCGCUGGCUUCUCCGUGAAGUUAAAACGUCCGUGAAGCUAGCACUCCUCUCAGUAAAAUCAUCCACAGUGGCAACGUAGAUAUCAAACGACACACACUUUUACCUACAUGUUUUGACAACAACGCCAUAUUUUUGUAAAGAACUCACAUCGGAUAUGACUCCAACGGUCGACACAAUCUGCAUCGACUUCACCACAGAUUCAGAGUGGUUGCCUGACGUCGGAAUAACGCUUUAAAUUACAUUUUCAGAACACGGGAAAGGAGACUUACUGAAUGAAACUUUCCACCAUUUCCCCCGGAGUGAUAAAGAAGCACUUCUGGGUGCCGUGUUCGUUUAAAAUAACCGAGUUGACUGCCGUUGUGGACCUCUGGAUGGGACGCAGAUAAAAUGUUUGGUCACGUCAAGUUCCAAGUUGGGAGAUUAGCAACAAUGUCAGGGGUCGCUCGUUUUGGAAAAUGAUUACUGGCAGCACCGACGGUAAAAUAAUGGUCAGAAGAUGUCUAGUAACGUUCAAACCGUUCAGGAUAUUCUUGGUGGGAAUAGGCUUCUUCAGCCUGUGCUUUCUAAUGACCUCUCUGGGGGGGCAGUUCUCAGCCAAGAGACUUGGGGACUCCCCCUUCACCAUCCGCACAGAAGUGCUGGGAGGCGUGGAGUCACGUGGUGUGCUGAGGAAGAUCAGUGACAUGCUGGAGGUGAUUCUAAAGAGGAUGGACAGCCUAUCCAAACUCGACAACACCUCCACCACUGACGCAAGGCGCCUGGAUGAGCUCAGCUCUGCUAUCAACAGAUUUCAACCAGCCAGCCUGGUAGAGAGGAUCCAAGCUAUAGCCCAGAAUGUCUCCAACAUGGCCACCAGGGUGGAGCAGAUACUGCAAAACAGCAUUGUACAAGGAAGAGCAAUGAGAGAUGUGACUUCAGGCCAGUGUGAAGUACCAAGAGACCCCCGCUUCCCAGAGUGUCCUGGGAAAGUAGAUUGGAUGCGUGCACGUUGGACAUCGGACCCUUGCUAUGCCUUCUACGGAGUCGACGGUUCAGACUGCUCCUUCCUCGUCUAUCUGAGCGAGGUAGAGUGGUUCUGCCCCCCACUGGCCUGGAGGAACCACAGCAGCACCCCCACCCAGUAUGUACUGCAGCCAAAGGCCCCUAAGAGACAGGCUGCCUUUCGUACAGACCUUUCUGUGCUGCUGGACCAGGUUGGGGCAGGAAAGGAGUCCCUCAGCUUCAUGAAGCGCAGAAUCCGCCGUCUCGCACAGCAGUGGGCAACGGCCGCCAACCGCCUGGAUGCCAAGCUGGAGCAACGAUGGAGGGAUCAGAAGAAGAUCCUGGUCCAUGUAGGCUUCCUAACUGAGGAGUCUGGAGAUGUUUUCAGCCCCAAAGUGCUGAAGGGGGGUCCUCUGGGAGAGAUGGUCCAGUGGGCUGACAUCCUCACUGCCCUCCAUGUUUUGGGACAUAACCUCAAGAUCUCCAUGUCUGUCAAGGAGCUGCAGGGGUUCCUCGGUGUGCCCCCAGGCAGAGGCAGUUGCCCACUGACUGGCCCACUUCCCUUUGACCUCAUCUACACUGACUACCAUGGCAUGCAGCAGAUGAAGCAACACAUGGGGCUCUCACUCAAGAAACACAAAUGUCAUAUCCGAGUGAUUGACACAUUUGGGACGGAACCAGCUUACAAUCAUGAGGAGUAUGCAACGCUGCACGGCUACCGGACCAACUGGGGCUACUGGAACCUCAACGCCAGGCAGUACAUGACCAUGUUCCCUCACACACCAGACAACUCAUUCAUGGGCUUCGUUUCGGAGGAGCUGAAUGAGACGGAGAAGAGAAGCAUCCAGCAGAACAAAGUCAACAACAUGGCCGUAGUGUACGGUAAAGAGGCCAGCAUGUGGAAGCUUCAGCAGGGUAAAGAAGGUUUCCUGCAGAUUCUCCACAGGUACAUGGAGGUCCACGGCACAGUGUACUAUGAGACCCAGAGACCUCCGGAGGUCCCGGCCUUCGUAAAGAACCACGGCCUGCUGCCCCAGCAUGAGCUGCAGCAACUUCUGCGCAAGGCCAAGCUCUUCAUUGGCUUUGGUUUCCCCUACGAAGGCCCAGCCCCUCUAGAAGCAAUAGCCAAUGGCUGCAUCUUCCUGCAGCCCAAGUUCCACCCGCCUCACAGCUCACUCAAUCAUGAGUUUUUCAGAGGCAAGCCCACUUCUAGAGAGGUGUCCUCCCAGCACCCAUAUGCAGAGCAGUACAUCAGCAGACCUCACGUCAUGACAGUGGACUACAACAACUCCCUGGAGUUCGACUCUGCCAUCAGGGAAAUCAUGAGGACCAAGGUUGAGCCAUAUCUGCCUUAUGAAUACACCUGUGAGGGGAUGCUGGAGAGAGUGCAUGCCUACAUACAGCAUCAGGACUUCUGUGCCCUUGAGCCUCCCUUCAUGUCAGCCAACCUCUCCAGACAGGGGUCUGCUGGUGGCAGCAGGAUAACAGGGCCUCUGUUUGUGCCCCUGCCCAAUUCCACAGCCCUUGGCUGGGCGCCCAAUGUGACGGCUCCCCCUGCCUGGCCUCCUCUCAGCUCCCUCCGGCUGCUCGUAUCUCAAGAGGGCCAGUCCUGUGUGGAGGCAUGCCAUUCCGAUGGUUUGGUCUGUGAGCCUGCUCACUUCCGCUUCAUCAACAACAAGGAGGCCCUGCGCAGGUUGGAGGUGCAGUGCGAGGUGGUAGACUCUGAGAUAAACCACAUCCUUCCUGCCUUCUCGGUGGUGCGGCGGGAGUGCGGCCUCCAGCGGGAACCACUCCUCUUCAGCUGUGCAGGAUACUCCCCCAAAUACAGACGUCUUUGCCCCUGCAGGGACUACCGCCACGGCCAGGUGGCGCUGUGCAGAGACUGUUUAUAAUGAUGGGACAGGUGAAGGAUAAACAAUUAGAGACAGAUUGGCGGUUUGAGGGGGGGGGGGGGGAAAGGGAUACUGGAAGGUACCCACAGGUCAGAACAGGUAUUGCGCUGUGACUAACAAUAAUUGUGCAGAGAGGCAGCUUCCCCAAAAAAACAAUAAAUGUAGGAACAUGAGGAACAGGCAUGGAUUUAAAAAGGUAGGUCCAAAUAGCUGCCAGGAUGUAAGUGGGGACUUUGGUUGACUGAAGUUGUUAUACCAGCUGUUAUACUGUAACUUUGCUGGAGAUUUUUAAAAUAGACUUUAUAGACCAGGGCUCCAAUUAUACCAGGUGUCAUUAUAACCAGGGUCAAAGGCUGGCUUACCACUCACCAUGCCAACAAAUCUUCACCUCUGACUAAAGGAUAAUAGUUUCUACAAGAGGUUGACCAGUGAUAUAAUACACAUUUCAUUUUUGGAACUGCUUCUCACCAAAAAUAAGAUGUUUAAGUUGGAAAAUAUGCACUUGAAGAAGCGUGUGACUGCAGAGAAAUUCAGUAUUGGGACUAUAGUGUCAUUCCAUGACAGAGUCUUCAAAUAUCUUGGCUCGGAGAAGGCAACCUCGGGUCAAUAUCCAAUCUCCUCUCUGCACUUGGACAAAGGAUGAUGGACAACCAGGUUAUCUCCCUCGCUUUUACUCCCGUCCUCCAAUGAUGGACAUAGUAAUUUAUCAGACUGAACCCCAAGUCUGAGCCAGCAUCGGUCAAUGCAAUCAUGACUUGUUGCAAAAAGAAAGGAGGAGGAGGACAGAGGAGAAAAAUAAAGGGUAUAAGAUUAUUUUUCAAUAAAUAAGACUUUGGAGCUCUCAAGUGGAUUUUUAAAGAGUCCUCCGGGCUUCAUGAUGGGAAAAAAAUCAUAAACUAAAAUAAAAAUUCAGAACA
Sander lucioperca (pikeperch) is the source of this 3826-nucleotide messenger RNA. RefSeq names its product alpha-1,6-mannosylglycoprotein 6-beta-N-acetylglucosaminyltransferase B-like. The transcript has 18 exons. Gene Ontology annotation, molecular function: alpha-1,6-mannosylglycoprotein 6-beta-N-acetylglucosaminyltransferase activity. Gene Ontology annotation, biological process: protein N-linked glycosylation. The record is from RefSeq and is a predicted model, not a curated record. Gene Ontology annotation, cellular component: Golgi apparatus. Bases 492 to 2909 code for a protein of 805 amino acids. NCBI's taxonomy places the organism in Eukaryota, Metazoa, Chordata, Actinopteri, Perciformes, Percidae.